Argiope bruennichi is the source of this 3716-nucleotide messenger RNA. RefSeq names its product protein N-terminal glutamine amidohydrolase-like (gene tun). The transcript has 7 exons. The coding region runs from base 126 to 761 and encodes 211 amino acids. Gene Ontology annotation, molecular function: protein-N-terminal asparagine amidohydrolase activity; protein-N-terminal glutamine amidohydrolase activity. NCBI's taxonomy places the organism in Eukaryota, Metazoa, Arthropoda, Arachnida, Araneae, Araneidae. Gene Ontology annotation, cellular component: nucleus; cytosol. The record is from RefSeq and is a predicted model, not a curated record.
GAACUACCUAUUUUUGUUUACGUUUUUUUGACAAUUGAAGAAGGUGGUCCUACUCAAUAGAUCAGCCAUUUUAAAAUAAUAUGUUGGAAAUUUAAACAACAUUGAUUGAUAAUUCAUAAAUUUUUAUGCUUUGUUUAGGAGCUAAUAUUCCGACCGAUUGCAUGGAAAUGGAUUCUCUAAAUGAACUGACAUUGCCAUCUAUAGAUGAAUGUUGUUAUACAUCAUGUUAUUGUGAAGAGAAUGUUUGGAAAUUAUGUGAAUAUGUGAAAAAUAACCAGAACAGUUUUUUACCAGCCUGCUAUGCCGUUUUUAUUUCUAACAGAAAUCAAACGAUUCCCUUGUGGUUUCAAAAGUCCGGAAAGGAUGAAAAUUAUUUGGCUAUCUGGGAUUAUCAUGUCAUAUUCAUUUACAAUUCAUGCAAUGACAAGGGAACUUUGGUAUAUGAUUUAGACAGUAUUUUGCCAUUUCCAUCUCCUCUCGAUGAAUAUGCAACUAUGACAUUUCAGUUUGAUGCUUGUUUAAAACCCAUCUAUCAUAGAUCCUUUCGAGUGAUACCUGCAGACACAUUUUUAAAAGCUUUUGCAUCUGAUCGCUCAAGAAUGAGAAAACCAGAUGGUACAUGGAUUAAAGAUCCUCCACCCUAUCCUUGUUUAUCAACACCAGAGUCUACAAACAAUAUUGAUGAAUUCAUCAGCAUGGAUCCAUCUGUAGGUGUUGGAGAAGUCAUGAAAUUAAAUCAAUUUUUAGAGAAAUUUUUAUAAUUUUACAGGUUGUGAUAUGCAAAUUAUAUUUAUUUUAUUGUAGAUAGUGACAGAAAAUAUAUAUUUAUUUAUUACAUUUCUUUUGAAAUUAUUUAAUGCUCUUAUAGCUUUUGUCUCAUUUUUUUAUUAAAUAACCUGAUUUUCAAAUUGUUACAAAUUUAUUUGAUUUUGUGACAUAAUUUUAAUGUCUUUGAUUAAUUUUGAGCUCUAAAUUUAAACUUGAGGUUUUAAUUUUUUUUUAACAUGUGAAAAUGAAAAUAGAUUCUACAUGUAUAGAGAUCGUGUUUACUCUGCAAUUUUACAAAUAGCAUGUUUUUCAUAUAUUUAUACAAAAACUGAAAAUUCAUUCUUUGCCUACUACACUGGUAUAGUUUAAAAAAACCAGUUUAUUUUUCAAGUAAAACGAAAGUUCCAAAUAUAUAAAGAAGUAAUUAAAAUGUGUAUUAUUUUGAUUAUUUUAAUCAUUUAGAAAGAAAUGUGAAAUGCAGCAAAGAAGAUUAUGCUAAUGAACAUAAAUAAAUAGUAAUUAAAAGAAAAAUGUUUGAAAACUAAAAUUUGUUUCAGUUAUUUAAAGUUGUCAUUGAAGAUAUAAAUAAAUCUCAAACAAAAGUUUUUAAAAAUAAAGUAUUAAAAUGAAUUAAUCCUUUCCGGUAAGAUUUAAUAAUGAAAAUGUGUGCAUGAAAUAACCAUUUAAUUUUUAUUUAAAAAAACUUGUUUCAUUUUAUAAUUUUUGUUGUUACUUAUGGCACUUGUCAUAAACAAGGCCGCUGAUGAAGUUAAUGAUUUAAGCAAAGUUUGUGCAGUAGCUUCGAAGGGUAAAGACCACUCAGCACCUGACUUUAUCUCAUAUGAAAAUUAGAAGUUUGACUUUAUCUCAUAUGAAGAUGACAUUUACACACUCGCUUGCACAACCCCUUCUUACAGGGGUGCACUUUCACACACCUCACAGAUAGAACACAGGGUUAAGAACAACCAGGCCUGAAACAGGACUCGAACCUGGGAUGUCCAGAUCGCGGGGAAGACGCGCUAUCCCUAGACCAGGACGCCGGUCUUAUAAUUUUAAUAUGUUGUUCAUUAAAAUUACAUUAUUAGUAUGGAUAUUAUUAUAAUUUGUAAGUUCAUAUUCAACAUUUCUUCAAAAAGCUCUAAUGACUUCGGAUUAGCUUUUAGUUCUUCCAAAAUCAGAGCAUUUAUGCCAGGCACUCCUAUACAUUUCUGUAUUUCAGGCACAUUAUCUAUUUCCCUCCAUACUUAUGAUGGUGUCUCUUCGAUUCCAGAACAUUCACUGGAAUCAUUUAUUAGUCUCCUAGCGUAUCUUCAUUUUCUUGAUAAUAUUUCAUUUCCAUGAAUUUCAUUAUCAAUAUAUAUAUGCUUAAUCAUGCUUAAUAUAUGUAUAUAUAUAUCAGGUAAACAUAUGCUUAUUUAUUCUGAAUUUUCAGAAUCUCUCUAAUCAUUUUGAUCUUCAUAGUCUACUUUACUCUUACCCAUUACAACAUUUAUUUCACAACAUGUUUUUCCUUUAGUAAAAAUAUACAUUGACCAAACCGAUGUUCACUCUGAAUGUUUAUAUGAAUGUAAUCCCACCGACUAACAACAAUUUGAGCAUGAUUUAUAUCAAGAAAUUCUAACAGUAUACAAUAGUCAUCUAUUAUAUUAAUAUAAGUGAUAAAGAAGUACUGUUGGGUUCAGUACUGCAGAAAUUUUAAACCAAAUUUAUUAUAUUUAACAAUAACUUUAGUUGCAUGAUGAGCUUAGCUCAUCAUUGUGCUGUAUGGCAUGAAAAUUCAAUGACGAGUUAUACUCAUCAUUUUAUUGGAAGGGGUUCUGAGCAUUGAUUGGAAUUGGUAUUGAGCAUUGAUAAAAAUAAAUAUAUAAAAUAAAUAAAUAAUUCACAUCGAAUUCUUUUUGCAUAUUGAGAUUUUAUAUUGAAGCUACAAUUUUCUGAUUGCAGUAUUUCAAAUGAAUGAUGAUUAUGUCAUGAGCUUUAAUUUUUUAAUUCUCAUAAUGAUGACAAAAUUUCUGAAAAUAUCAUGGGUAUGAUGAUUGAAUGAUGAUGAAUAUGUUAAUGAUGAUUAUUUCAUAAGUUUUAGCUUUACUUUUUAAAUUUUUAUAAUGAUAGUAAUUUUUUUUCAAAAUAUCAUGAGUAUGAUUGAAUGAUGAUGAAUAUGUUGAAUGAUGAUGAAUAUGUUGAAUGAUGAUUAUAUCAUGAGUUUAAUUUUUAUAAUGAUGACAACAUUUCUCAAAAUAUUGUGGGUAAUCAUGUUAUGAUUUAUGUGAAAAUUUGAAAUAUGGGCUUCUACUCAAUUAUCUGUACUGCACUUAAUAAUAUAGAUGCAGCUUUUAUGUUAUUCUUUGUGUUAGUGAGCAAAAAAAUAAAUUUAAAAUCGGUUUCUGUGAUAACAUUAAAAUUACCAGGCUCAUAUUUAACCACUUUUUCUUGCAAGUUAUCCGAAUGAUUGUGAAACUUUAUUUGCAGAGACAUAUUUUGAAUUUCUUCUAGAACAUACUGUCACAUUCAUUACCAAUGAUGUUUUACAUAAAGUGAAAGAACAUCAUUGUAGUAAAUCAGUAUAUUUAUUUGUUCAAAUUUUUAAUUCUUGUAUUUUAUCUAUUUCCCCCAGAAUAAUUUUUGUUCACACAAUUUUGUAAAUUAUUUAUUAAAAUGUUUUGAAAUAUCAUUAUUUUAAUAUAUUUAAUAGACAUCAAAUGUUAGUUUCAAGAAAAUUUCUAAAAGAUUUCAAUUUUGUAACUUAUUGGCACUGUUGAAGAAUGUACAGUAAAAUUGUUAUCUGUAAAAGUGAAGCUUCCUUUUAUAACAUGACUUUAAUACUUGUAACUGUAUCUCUCAUGUUUUCUUGCACAUCAACAUGUUUUGUGUAAAUUCAGUAUUUUCAAUUUGAUUCAUGUUUUGAUCUUAAAUAUGUAAGUUGCAUCUUUUUUGUGUCUCAUUAUAUA